Molecule: messenger RNA, 990 nt
Organism: Puccinia triticina
Lineage: Eukaryota; Fungi; Basidiomycota; Pucciniomycetes; Pucciniales; Pucciniaceae
Exons: 2
Coding region: 1-990 (329 amino acids)
Source: RefSeq, a predicted model, not a curated record
AUGCGUUCUCAUCUCUUCAUUUUUCCUCUGAAAUUAAUCACAGCUUCCUUAGUGUGCCCAACGUGGCCGCAAACCCUUGCUCUUCUACCUAGCUACGAGGAUGAGAAUUACUCCCACAUCGACCAUAAUCUCCACCUCAGUCUAGCGCCACCUAAAGUAUACCCCGCUGACCCAGAGGAUAGCCCAACAUUUCCGUCUAUAGACCCAUCUUUUAGAUGGCGACCAGCUCCUCUCAAUUUUGCAAAGAAUUUUAUGGUUGAUGCUUCGGGUACCAGCAACUCCUGGGCUCCUAUCAAUUCUGGACAGGAAGAAGCUGUUACUGCAGUCCCAUCUACCACUCUAUCCUUAGGGAGGAACUUCCUGAAUAAUAAAUGGGCUGCCGACAAUCACCAGAGCCGCCUGAAAACUGAUCAAGCAAAUGCGGUCACUACGAAUCCACCUGCUGCGGUACAAAGCCAUUCGCCAGUGUUUGACAUGGCUGGAGGAGAAUUCCCGAUAGACCAGCCAGAUAUCAGCUAUCAUGAGAAAUCCAUGCAGUCAAGUAAAGCUGUUAUUACUUGCGCCCCCCUGAGGCCAUCUCCCGGUUUGGCCUUAGAAACUUCACCGGAUUCAUUCGGAGUUGCAGGAGACAUCAUUAAUAAUGUUUCGGCCGGCGUUGAUUCUCCGGAUUCUAUUCCACCAAACCUUCAAGAUGAAGAGAUCAGAUCGGGGCUUGGCGAAUAUCAGUACAAAUCACCGAUGUCAAUAAACAAUACUGUGAAGGAUGAAUACAGCAUUUCCAAUCCCAGAUUCAAGAUUUUCUCGCGAGUACACCCACCCAACACAGACUUUUACAAUUCUGCGGGUCAGGGUAUCAGAUCGAACCCUAAGAAAAGGCCUCUCCAAUCACAGGAAGACAUAAAUUUCGUUGAUCCAACCUCAAAUUUGGCUGCCAAAGCUUCGCAGUCUCAGCUAGAUGCCCACCAGCUCCUACGGAUUGUCUUCAGCUAA